AUGAGUGCUCCUCUGCAACCUAUCACUAUCCGUGGUCGCUACUUAUGGCAAGGACAGAAACGCUUCAUCGUGCGCGGUGUAGUGUAUCAAGACAACGCUCUUGACCGGCAACCAUAUGACCCUAUCACAGAUGAAGAACUUCCAAGGCUCCGGCACGAUGUUGCACUGUUCAAAGAACUGGGUGUAAACACCAUUCUCGUCUACAAGAUCGAGUCCUCUAAACCGCAUGCACAAGCCAUGAAAUUGCUCGAAGACGCAGGCAUAUAUGUUCUCACACAGGCCUAUCCACUUCUAAGAGGCAUCAAUCGUUUCGACCCAUAUGGCUCUUAUAAUGCUGAGAAUGUGCAAUCCUAUUUCAGAACAAUCGAUCUUAUGGCAUCUUUCCCAAAUACGCUGGGUGCCUUUGUCGCUAAUCGACUGAUCAAUUCAUCAAUGAGCGACGAGGCUUCCAGAGACUGCACACUCGUCAUCGCGGCUGUCGUCCGAGACGUGAAGAAAUACAUGCAUCUCAAGAAUCAGACAAGAGGACAACGUAUUCUGCCUAUUGCCUAUGGAGCCGACAAUGAUGGGUCCCGCGAUAGGCAGAUCUUCGAGUAUCUGCGUACAAGGGAGCAGUCUGAGCGGAUAGACUUCUGGACAUUCACAAAAUACACCUGGAACACAACCUUCUCAACUUCACAAACAGAAUCAUCGAACGACUUGACUACACCCUUCACCCACGCCAACAUCCCCAUCUUCCUCUCCGAAUACAGCUCCAAAUUCCCCUCUCCUCCCCCAACCGAACCCGUGCAAACUCCAAACGCACCACCUUCCCACUCCUCCUCCUCUGCCACAAAAACCCUCCUCACCUCCCCAACAACAACCCACCUCUCCGGCGGCUGCCUCUACGAAUUCAACCACAGCUCCAAUAACUACGGUCUCAUUCGCCUCCUCCCAAACACUCCAGGUUUUCCGCCAGGCUUCCAAGGCUCGAAUCUCGAAACCGAGAGACAAAAUGCUGUAGAACAGAGACAAACAGAAUUAGGAAUUGUUUUGAUUAUGCAGGAAUUCGUUGAUUAUCGAGAGACGUUGAAGGAUUUGAGAGAGCAUGAAGAAAGUGAUGUGGAGGAAGCCGAGAUGUCGGACAGAAGCAACGUGGCCGAAGAGCGAGAGGAAGGAAUUGGGGGUCCCAGACCGAGUGGAGUCACUUCUCCAACAACUCCACACGCAAUAAUGCCCGAGCAAGGCGAAAGCAGUAGUUUUAGAAUUACGGGUGAAGUGCCAGAGAGUUGUAUUGAUUGGGAAGAGGAAAGAGCUCGAAUGGAGUCAGAUGAGUAG
Messenger RNA from Cercospora beticola, 1317 nucleotides. RefSeq lists its product as uncharacterized. NCBI's taxonomy places the organism in Eukaryota, Fungi, Ascomycota, Dothideomycetes, Mycosphaerellales, Mycosphaerellaceae. Gene Ontology annotation, cellular component: plasma membrane. Gene Ontology annotation, biological process: fungal-type cell wall organization; fungal-type cell wall (1->3)-beta-D-glucan biosynthetic process. The record is from RefSeq and is a predicted model, not a curated record. Gene Ontology annotation, molecular function: 1,3-beta-glucanosyltransferase activity.